CGAUUGAGGGCUUUGAGACUGGAAGGCAACUAAACUGGGCCAAAUGUGGGUCGCCGUCCCCAGAACCCUCGCCCUCUGCCCCAUUACUCCACCAAACCCUAGCUCCUUCUCCUCCCCCUCGUUUUCUCCUCUCGUCUUCUCCGCCCCCUCAUCCUUUGCUCCUACUCCUCCUCCUCCUCCUCUGCGCGCUUCAUCCUCGCCGCGCAUAUCCCCAACCCAUCCUUCGCCGCCGCGGCGGGCUCCUGGGGAAUCCGGGGCCGGCGCCGGCGAAGACUCCCGGCGGCAGCACAAGGCCCUCCUCGUCGAGACCUUCCACCAGAGCAGCACCCUCAGGGCGUUGCUCCGGCAGCUGUCAAGAAAGGGUUCGGACCCGCUUCGGAUGUUAAGGAGAGAUGGGGACUGGACGAGUGAUCAGCUGUGGGCCGCCGUCGCCUUCCUCGCAGAGAGCGGACGGAGCGGGGAGGCUCUCCAGGUGUUUGAUUACUGGAAGAACAACGAGAUUGCCCGAAUUAAUGAAGCCAACUACUCAAGAAUAAUAAGAUUUUUGUGUGAAAGAAGUUUCACGAGUGAAGCUGUCUCUGCUUUUCAAGAUAUGAAGAGUCAUGAUCUCAUUCCUUCCUUGGCUAUAUACAAUGCCAUUAUUCAUGGAUUCGCUCGAGAGAAGAAAUUUGAUGAAGCUAUUGCCACUUUGGAAAAGAUAUCAGAGGUGGGCCUUCCUCGAAAAUCCGAAACAUACAAUGGGCUCAUUCAAGCUUAUGGAAGUCACAAAAUGUAUGACGAUAUGAGUAAGUGUGUAAAAAGGAUGGAAUCAGAUGGUUGUUUUCCAGAUGAAGUAACUUAUAACAUACUGAUAACUGAAUUUGCGCGAGGUGGACUCAUAGAAAGAGUGGAAAGGACAUUCCGAACUCUUCUUUCUAAGCGUAUGAAUUUACAGCCUUCCACAUUGGUUGCGAUGCUCGAGGCUUAUACAGACCUGGAGAUUUUGGAGAAGAUGGAGAAGGCUUAUAACAGGGUUUUAAAAACAAAGGCUUUUUUAAAGGAGAGCCUUAUUAGGAAAUUAGCAAAGGUGUAUAUAAAGAACCAUAGAUUUUCUUGUUUGGAGGAUUUAGGAAAUGAUAUUGGUGGUACAGUCGGUAGAAAUGACCUCGUCUGGUGUAUCCUACUCCUCUCAAGUGCUUGCUGUUUGAGCCGUAAAGGUAUAGAUUCUGUAGUCCGAGAAAUGGAAGUUGCAAAAGCACAGUUCAGCAUCACUUUCGCAAAUAUCCUUGCUCAUUUUUAUCUGAAGAUGAAGGAUUUCAGGGCGUUAGAUGUAACAUUCAUGAGAGCAAGAAAGGAAAAUAUAAAGCCUGAUAUUGUAACCAUUGGAAUCCUUUUUGAUGCAUGCAAGAUUGGGUACGAUGGAACACGUGUGUUGGAAGAAUGGGUCAGGAAUGGUUACUUGCAGGACAUAGCUCAAAUGAGAACCAACGAAUUAGUCCUUACUGCAUUUGGCAAAGGAUUCUUUCUUAUUAAAUGUGAGAAGCUAUACUCUUCGCUUGAAUCUGACAAAAAAAGGAGUCAUUCGUGGAGAUAUUGUGACUUAAUUAGCCUUGCUUUCAGUGGAAGGAAAACAGGAGGUCAGCAACCCGGAUUGAACACAAACAAGUAUGAAGAUUUGGGUUGAAGGAAUAUAUAUAUAUAUAUAUAUAUAUAUCAAGCCGAAAAUGAUGCCACAAUUUGUUAAAGGCACCUCAUGGUGUGAGGAACGGAAAUAUGGCCUGAAAGAAUGGAAAGAUUACAUGGUGCCAACUUUCUCAAGAACAACUGCUUCCUUUCCAACGGUAGCAUUUAAAUUUGACCUUGGUGUAUUCUCUAUAGUGAUGGAGCAAAGCUGGGGCCUACAAAUUUAAUUAAGAGAAACAAUGUCAAUGUGCUAGAGACUGAGCUCUUGCUUCGAAGCAAUAAUGUCUUUAAAACAAAGAAUGCAUGACAAAAUCGGAUCCAAGGCUAGCUUCUGGUGGUUUCUAGAUAAAUGCAAGACCCCUUACGAUGAUGUAGUUAUCCUUUUCUGAUUCCCAUUCUAGAGAAUGGAAAUUGUGAGUGCUUUUCUUCAUUCUAUAUUGGGUAAGGUGAUUUUGCGGCACGAGGCUGAGUGAUGUUUAUCCUAGCAUUUCUUUCAUUGUAAUUGUUGGGUCAUUUUUUGGUGGGCUUGCUUGUUUCGGACCUCGUGUUUACAUAGUAGUUACUAUGCAUGUGUAAUUUAGUGGGAAGCUUGUUACUGCCGAAUGAUCACUGAUAUACUUUCAAAUCAUAAUGUAUAUAUAUAUAUAUAUAUAUAUAUAUAUAUAUAUAUAUGAUGAAUGUAGCCAAAAUAAGGAAUCGGUUUGAAGUUGUCCA
This is a messenger RNA of Ananas comosus (pineapple), 2376 nucleotides long. RefSeq names its product pentatricopeptide repeat-containing protein At4g14190, chloroplastic. Gene Ontology annotation, molecular function: protein binding. The record is from RefSeq and is a predicted model, not a curated record. The transcript has 3 exons. The coding region runs from base 44 to 1663 and encodes 539 amino acids. NCBI's taxonomy places the organism in Eukaryota, Viridiplantae, Streptophyta, Magnoliopsida, Poales, Bromeliaceae.